Maylandia zebra (zebra mbuna) is the source of this 3830-nucleotide messenger RNA. RefSeq names its product nuclear GTPase SLIP-GC. Lineage: Eukaryota; Metazoa; Chordata; Actinopteri; Cichliformes; Cichlidae. Gene Ontology annotation, molecular function: GTPase activity. The record is from RefSeq and is a predicted model, not a curated record.
CUCAUGUUGGAUUUGCCUUUCUAUUAUAUGAAUAGAAGCAGUUGCAAUUGUGCAGUCUGAGCCACACAGUUCCAGUUUGUUUUUAAUCGUAUCUGUUUGUGGACUUUGCUUUUUGCUUGAUUUUUAUUUUUCCCGCCUGUUCCCUGUUUGUGUCUCAUUGCUUCCCUCACAUCUCCCUCAGCAGCCUUUUCCAGCAUUACUUUCGACAAAAGUUUCAUUUCUUCGUCAUGGAUGAUUUUGUAAGAAACAAACUGCUUGAAUGGGGGCUAAGUGAGUGGGUGGAGAAAUUUAAAGAUAAAGAAAUUGAUGCAGAAAGUCUGUAUGAUCUUGAUGAUGAAGAAAUUGAUCAUGUGAUCACAAAAGCUGGACCAAGAGUGAAAUUAAAGAAGAACCUCAGGCUGUUAAAGUGUAAACAGGAGCAAGAAGCAGCUGAUUUGGCUCAGGUCUUUCCAUCCACAAGUGAUACAGGAAAGAGAAAAUCUGAUCUUCAAAGUGACGCCAGCAGGUUACAACCACCAGCUAAGCGACAACGUCUGUCUGUGCCGGGAUUUGCAGAAUCAGUCAUACUGUCUGAUGCAAAAAGCAUCAUGACAUUUGCACAUGCCAGACUACAUCACCAAGACAAACUCUGUGCUUUCUUGAAGAAAAAGAUCAGUGAUUUGGAGACAGACAAGAGGGAGCUGGUUGGUGUCUUUGGUAAAACUGGGGCUGGAAAGAGCUCUUUGAUAAAUGCCAUUAUUGAAGAGAAGAAUCUUUUACCCUCAGGAAGUAUCAAUGCCUGCACCUCAGUCAUGAUUAAAUUGGAAGCUAACACCUACAGCUCAAAGUAUGAGGCAGAAAUUGAGUUCAUCACAAAAGAGGAGUGGAAUGAUGAGUUGUGGUCAUUUCAUCAGUUUUCUUGCAAAAAUGGAGAUCACGAAAUGGAAGAUAAUGAUGAUUAUCAUGAUGCUGUGGAAAAGCUGUCAGCAGUGUACGGAGAAGAAUGGAAACAAAAGUCUUCUGAAAACCUCAUGAAGAGCAAAUAUUUCAAAGCAAUUCCAGAAUUUCUCCAAUCCAAGAGGAAGAUUUUGACAUGUGAAUCGGCUAAUGAACUCUGUGCAAAAGUUGUCAAGUACACACGAAGUGAUUCAAAACAAGAAGAAGGCAAUGAAGGAAAAAAGUGGUUUUGGCCACUAGUGAAGUGUGUGACUGUCAGGGUGCCAAACAAGUCUCUUCUCCAGCAUGUCACACUUGUGGACCUUCCUGGAAAUGGCGACUGCAACAAGAGCAGAGAUCAGAUGUGGAAAGGGAUACUUGGAGAUUGUUCUACUGUGUGGAUUGUGACUGAAAUUAAUCGAGCAGCAUCAGAGAAAGAGGCCUGGGAGAUCCUGGAAAGUGUCAGUAGUCUGAUUGGAAAUGGUGGCGAAUGUCAGCAAAUUCAUUUUAUCUGCACUAAGUCUGAUCUUCUUGAUGAUUCAGAUGAUCUUUCAUCAGCUGACGUCCAUGAUCUAAUCACUGAAAGAAACGUGCAAGCCACGGAUGCAAUAAAGAAAGAAUUCAACAAGCGAAGCAAAAUUAGGAAACACUUCAAUGAUGACAGUUUCAAAGUGUUCACAGUGAGCUCCAAAGAGUUCCUAAAACAAAACUACUUAAGUCCAGAAGAAACUGAAAUACCCAAACUUCAGAGAUUUUUGCAAGAUCUCAAUGACUGUCACUCAGAGACAGUAAACUAUGUGAAUCGAGCUCACGGGAUUCUGUCUUUGAUUCAAGACGCCAACUCCAGAGGAGUGGAUAGUAAAACAGGCGAGGUGUGUGAAGAACUUGAGAGAAACAUGAACCUCCAACUUGAUAAUGUCAGAAAAGAAAUGGAAGACACCUGUAGGGCUUUUGAAAGAUGUCUUGAUGAUGGUGUUAAGAAAUCCUUCUUAUAUGAUGGAAAGAAUGGUGGUGCUUUUUACAAUUUACGGAAGUGUGUCAUUGAGAAUGGUGGCGUCUACAAACCAAAAAAAGGGAAACCAAUUAGCCUUAAUAUGAAGUUGGCUUCCUGUCUGAUUGACAGCAUUGGUGCAGAAUUCAGAAAGACCUUCCCAAAUGAAGUAAACUGUGGAGCAUUCAACGGAGUCAUCAAUACAUUUACACUUAACACUGAUUCUCUGAUUGAAAAGUACAAAAAUGCUGAACUACAGCUCAGAUUCCUCAAGACAGAGGAAGAAAAGAUUAAGGCAAAAUUAAACAGAAUCAUCCAGAAGCAGAAGAAAAUUGUCUACAGCAGUCUGACAGAGACAGUUGAGAACAUUAUGGAAGAAGGCUACAAGAAGGCUUUAGCAUUUACAGGAGAAGACACACUGUACAACAUGAGGGAGACUAUUAAAAACCACAUGCACUCAAAGAAGGACAUGUUUGAACAGGCAAAAAACACCAUGUUGGAGAAGUUGCACGAUUUGAUGGUAUACGUCUUGGGGACUCUGGAGAAAACUAUGAAAGAAUCUAUUGGACUUUCAUUCAAGGAUGAAGAGUGCUUACUCCCAGAUGUUUCAACAGAGCUUAAGAUGGUGAAGAAACAUUAUGAUCUACUUGUAGGCACUCCAGAUGAUGAAAUAUAACUGGAAGAGCCUCUCAGUCCUCAACUCUAAUACCUAAAGAAGAACUAUGAAUUUGAUCAACUGAUCCCUAAAUGCAAUUGACACUCACUUCUCGAUGAAAAGCCUGGGUUCGGAAGAGUUCAACCGUCCUGGAGGGACGUUCCCUGCCGAUGGCACGAUGGCAGGAGAAGUGGCAUGUCGUGUGCCUGGCGGGACUUUCGACUGAGGACAUUGAAGACAUCUACCUAUUUGGAAUCAUUAUAACAGGAUUCUUGCUGAUCGGAGAUGGCUUGGCCCUGGUUUAUUGGAAAUUGAAGAAAGCAGUGACAGUUGUUAUAAACCCCACAAGGCUACCCGCUAUGAUCGAAGCUAUGGGUAGAGCUGUGAGUAGUCAGAACAACUGUAAAAUUCUGAUUUCCUGCAAAGGCUGUGGACUAUUGACUUUUGCUUAACUAGGUGAAAGGACAGUCUCUCAAGCUCUGAACACAGGAUACACACACGCACACACACACACACACACACACACACACACACACACACACACACACACACACACAAGUACACUGACACAGAUACGCACUCACCUACCCUCACCCAUCCCAAACGCCUCCAAUGCAUGUCAUGUGCUUACGUGGUGUACAUGUGAAUAUUCAUGUGCUUUUUUUGUGCUAAGGUGUUUUUUUACUGUCCUCAAACUGGUCUCCCAGUUAGGAGCCCAGUUUAAGUCUUUUUUUUUUGUCUCCUCUUGUCCCUGAUGUGUGUACCUUCACUGAUUUUCCUUAUGGCAUGGCUACAUCUGCAUUACAGUUUUUGGAACUAUGAAAUCACUAUAAUAGUGUAGAAAUGUGUAUUUAAACAUCGUUACAUUGACAGAAAUUGGAGUUUCUAUGGUUUGACCCAUCUGUGAUAGAAGUGAGCUGUAUGUGGCCUACGAUGAAAAAUAAGUUUUACAUCCUGUGAGGCCUUAAGCCUUGUUAUUAUUUGGUGGGCCUGUUUUAUUUCCUUUUGUUCAGGUCAUCAUUAGUGGCUCCUCCCAUCUAUUACGAGACAAGGAAUUCACCUGUUUGGGAACCUAUGUAAGGUGAUAUUCUUUUAAGAUGGCGGCCACCCUCCCCCUCCUCUAAGAAGGCUGGGGCUUUUCUGGCACCCAAUUUAGUUUUUGUUUUGUUUUUUCCCGCUUUUGUGGCUUUUGUGGUUAUUUCUAGUUUCAGUCACUUGUUGUUUAUAGGUAAGCACAUAGUUGUUGUUGUUUUUUCUGCUUUACCUCUG